This is a messenger RNA of Sesamum indicum (sesame), 1410 nucleotides long. Its product is annotated as alcohol dehydrogenase-like 4. The record is from RefSeq and is a predicted model, not a curated record. Gene Ontology annotation, cellular component: cytosol. Gene Ontology annotation, biological process: formaldehyde catabolic process. NCBI's taxonomy places the organism in Eukaryota, Viridiplantae, Streptophyta, Magnoliopsida, Lamiales, Pedaliaceae. Gene Ontology annotation, molecular function: alcohol dehydrogenase (NAD+) activity; S-(hydroxymethyl)glutathione dehydrogenase [NAD(P)+] activity; zinc ion binding.
AACGUGAGCAGUUGGUCUGAUCCAAGUCAUCAAAGCCUUCACACACCACACACACACACACAACACAAAGAAGAUCAUAUGGGUAGUUUGGGAAGCUACACUUACAACGAUUCUAUUUCAACUCUCACCAUCGGAAAAGUUAUAACAUGCAAAGCGGCGGUGGCAUACGGGCCGGGCCAACCUCUGGUUGUGGAAGAAAUUCGGGUGGAUCCUCCUCAGAGAAUGGAGGUCCGAAUCCGGGUGCUUUUCACUUCUAUUUGCCACACUGAUCUCAGUGCCUGGCUAGGCGAGAAUGAAGCUCAGCGGGUAUACCCUCGGAUUCUUGGCCAUGAGGCUUCCGGUUUGGUGGAAAGCGUGGGAGAAGGGGUGAAGGACCUGGAGGUAGGGGAUCACGUCGUUCCGAUUUUCAAUGGAGAAUGCCAGAAAUGUGGGCACUGCAAGUCGGAGAAGACCAAUCUGUGUGAGAAGUUUCGGGUGAAUCCGUUGAAGAGUACUAUGAGGAGUGACGGAAAGUGUAGGUUUUGGACGAAAGACGGGCGACCCGUAUACCAUUUCCUCAACACUUCCACCUUCAGCGAGUACACCGUUCUUGAUUCCGCCUGUGCUGUCAAGAUCGACGCCAAUGCCCCCUUGGAGAAAAUGACACUGCUCAGUUGUGGGGUUUCUACGGGUCUUGGAGCAGUGUGGAAUACGGCUGACGUGGCGGUCGGGGAAACUCUUGCUGUGUUUGGUUUGGGAGCUGUGGGGCUGGCUGUGGUGGAAGGGGCAAGGGCCAGAGGCGCAUCCAGAAUUAUUGGAGUGGACAUCAAUUCAGAUAAACGUAUCAAAGGUUUAGCAAUUGGGAUCACAGACUUCAUAAAUCCCAAGGAACUGGACAAGCCAGUUCACGAGAAAAUAAGGGAAAUGACGGGAGGAGGAGUGCAUUAUAGCUUUGAGUGUGCAGGAAACUUGGACGUUCUCCGGGAGGCCUUUUUGUCCACUCAUGACGGUUGGGGUUUGACAGUAAUAUUAGGGAUACAUCCAACGCCAAGAUUGCUUCCUCUCCAUCCGAUGGAGCUUUUUGAUGGGAGAAGAAUGGUGGGAUCUGUGUUUGGUGACUUCAAAGGGAAAUCCCAAUUGCCUCAUUUUGCCAAUCAAUGCAUCCAAGGGGUGGUGAAAUUGGAUGAAUUCAUCACUCAUGAAAUGCCAUUUUCGAAGAUUAACGAAGCUCUUAAAUUACUGAUUGAGGGCAAAUCACUGAGAUGCCUUCUUCACCUUUGAACAUGUAUAUUUCUAUCGUUAGGCACUUUCUUUGUCUGUGAAUCCUUAAGUGAAAUGUGUUUCAUAUGAUUGCAGUCUGUACAAAUAGUUGAGAGUUAGGCGUGAAAUAAUAAUCCCUUUCAAGCAAUAAACAGUUUGACCCUUCAUUUU